UCACUAAUCUUCGUAUUCCAUUUUUGUAAAUUUCAGAGAUUUUCUUUGAUUCUUCGUAAUCUCAUAAGUUCCUAUAUAUAUUCAUUACAUAACUUCACUCAUUCCACAACACAAACACAAAAGACAAAACACAAAAACCCUAAUUUUCAGAUCUCCGAAAACCAUGUCGGCGAUCAUGAAAAGUCUCUGUUUCUCCUUCCUUAUCCUCGCUUCAUUUGCAACUUUCUUCUCCGUUGCUGAUGCAUGGAGGUUUAACGUCGGAGGUAACGGCGCUUGGGUUACAAAUCCUCAAGAAAACUACAAUACUUGGGCUGAAAGAAACCGUUUCCAAGUCAAUGACUCUCUCUAUUUUAAGUACGCGAAGGGAUCAGACUCUGUUCAACAAGUGAUGAAAGCAGAUUUUGAUGGAUGCAACGUUAGAAAUCCGAUCAAGAACUUCGAAAAUGGUGAAUCUGUGGUUACUCUUGAUCGAUCUGGUGCUUUUUAUUUCAUAAGCGGUAAUCAAGAUCACUGUCAAAAGGGACAGAAAUUGAUCGUCGUUGUCCUCGCCGUCAGAAAUCAACCUUCGGCUCCGGCUCAUUCCCCUGUUCCUUCAGUUUCUCCUACUCAACCUCCUAAAUCUCAUUCCCCUGUUUCUCCCGUUGCUCCAGCGUCUGCUCCUUCAAAAUCUCAGCCACCUAGAUCCUCUGUUUCUCCAGCACAACCACCUAAAUCUUCUUCCCCUAUUUCUCACACACCAGCUCUCUCACCGUCGCAUGCUACAUCUCACUCUCCAGCUACUCCAUCUCCGUCACCAAAAUCUCCCUCCCCUGUUUCUCACUCACCAUCUCACUCUCCGGCACAUACCCCAUCUCACUCUCCGGCACAUACCCCAUCUCACUCUCCGGCACAUGCCCCAUCUCACUCCCCGGCGCAUGCUCCAUCUCACUCUCCGGCGCAUGCUCCAUCUCACUCCCCGGCGCAUUCUCCAUCUCACUCACCGGCGACUCCAAAAUCCCCAUCUCCUUCUUCUUCUCCAGCUCAGUCUCCGGCCACUCCAUCUCCGAUGACACCACAAUCCCCAUCCCCUGUUUCUUCCCCAUCACCUGAUCAGUCUGCUGCUCCCUCUGACCAGUCUACACCCUUGGCACCUUCUCCUUCCGAAACAACUCCGACCGCCGAUAACAUCACUGCGCCGGCUCCUAGUCCCAGGACAAACUCAGCAAGUGGUUUAGCCGUUACUUCGGUUAUGUCUACACUAUUUAGUGCGACUUUUACCUUUCUGAUGUUUGCUUAAGAUUAAGUGCGUUUUUGUGUUGAGUUUUAGGUGUUCUUUAUUCUAUUGUUGAGUUCUAUUGUUCUAGUUGUACUCUUUCGGUUCUUCCUUUUGUCGUAAUUUCGCAUUCGUUUGUAGUUUUUUAUUGUAAUAAAUCAGUUUGUUGUUCUAAGGUUCUUUAUUUGACGUCAUCGACGAUUACAUGAUGAUAUGCAUGAACUCGUGUGGGAGUUACAGCAACUUUGUAAAAGUGCACCAAAACGUUUUUUUAAUACCGAAA
Messenger RNA from Arabidopsis thaliana (thale cress), 1535 nucleotides. RefSeq names its product early nodulin-like protein 1 (gene ENODL1). Bases 164 to 1276 code for a protein of 370 amino acids. Gene Ontology annotation, molecular function: electron transfer activity. Gene Ontology annotation, cellular component: membrane; plasma membrane. The transcript has 2 exons. The record is from RefSeq and is marked reviewed. Lineage: Eukaryota; Viridiplantae; Streptophyta; Magnoliopsida; Brassicales; Brassicaceae.